UGGCUGUCAGUGGUCUCCGAGGUGCUCUAUAUUCUCCUGCUGGUGGUCGGCUUCAGCCUCAUGUGUCUCGAGCUCUUCCACUCCAGCAAUGUCAUCGACGGGCUCAAGCUCAAUGCCUUCGCCGCCGUCUUCACGGUGCUCUCAGGCCUCCUGGGCAUGGUCGCCCACAUGAUGUACACGCAGGUGUUCCAGGUCACCGUGAGCCUCGGCCCUGAAGAUUGGAGGCCCCAUUCCUGGGACUACGGGUGGUCCUUCUGCCUGGCGUGGGGCUCCUUUACCUGCUGCAUGGCCGCCUCGGUCACCACGCUCAACUCCUACACCAAGACAGUCAUUGAGUUCCGGCACAAGCGCAAGGUCUUUGAGCAGGGCUACCGGGAGGAGCCGACCUUCAUAGACCCCGAGGCCAUCAAGUACUUCCGGGAGAGGAUCGAGAAGGGGGACAGGGGCGAGGAGGAGGACCUUCGCUUGGACUGCCGCCACGAGAGAUACCCAGCCCGACACCAGCCUCACAUGGGCGAUUCCUGGCCCCGGAGCUCUGCACAGGAGGCAGCGGAGCUGAGCCGCCAGUGCUGGGUCCUGGGGCACUGGGUGUGACCGAGACCCAGCCCUGCCCUCAGACCUCAGGCCACCGUCAGCACCAGCCCCUGCCACAAGACCACUGGUCUGGCGCCACCGAAACCCGGCCUGUGUGCUCUGAACUCAGCCAGCCUGCAUGGGAGACACUGGGCCUGCCCUGCCCGCCGCCGCCUGGGUCUCGGGGCCCCAGCCAUGGGGCUGACGUGGCCUGUGGGAUACGCAGGGCUGCACAGAGCAACUUUGGAACAGCAACUUCUAACUUUUGCCACAUGCAGGGCCCUGCUGGGUACAGCUGGGAUGCCAGGAAAAACACAGACAUUGGCCGUUGGAAGCCUGGGCCCCCCAGCUAGGCAGUUCAGGAGGUGCCCAGUGGCACAUAACCUUUUGGGGGGCAGGACUUAGGUGGGCUUCAUAAAGGAGGGGCAGUGGCACUGGCAUUGCAGGGGUUCACACGGCAGGCACACAGCAGGGGCUGAAUAAAUGCUUGUUGAAACUGUUUUCUUGCUGUGUGUGGAGGCCAGUUGCUCUCCGGGCUGUGGCUGCCCCUUCGUGGCUCCAUCCUCUCAGGUCCUCAAGGAGCCUGCAGGUGAGACAGCCCUGAGUGCGCUGCAGUCAGGGUCAGACACUGAGAUGUGAGAGGGAGGAAGCCUAGAGCCAAGCUGGGGGUCGG
This is a messenger RNA of Miniopterus natalensis, 1246 nucleotides long. NCBI's taxonomy places the organism in Eukaryota, Metazoa, Chordata, Mammalia, Chiroptera, Miniopteridae. The record is from RefSeq and is a predicted model, not a curated record.